AUGCGUCAUUUGGACAAAUCGGUGUACAAGGAGAAAUUUCAUCAGUUUCAUCCCUUCAACUUUCAGUGUAUAACUGAAGCGAAUGUUUAUUCUAUGCCACCACCCAGUAAGCAAGCUAGAAAAAGUCCAACCAGUCAAUAUACUAUUGGAAAUGUGUCCGAAAUCCCGCUUACUCUAAGCCCCAAUUCAGUAGAGAGUGAAUCCAGUAAUGUAAAAGAGUCAGUUAUACCGAAUACGGAACAAGAACAGGGAAACCAAACUCUCCAAGAGGCAGUACGUUCAUUGAUAACCUGUGCAAUUUGUUUGGAUAUACCAAAACAGGCAUACCAAUGCUCGAAUGGACAUCUGAUCUGUAUUCAUUGUGUUACAAGAUUAUUGCAACAACACUCGAAUUCGAAUGCUGUUUGUCCAAGCUGUCGCAUUCCGCUUCAUUUUGGCCUACGCCGUUGUCUAUUGGCCGAGCAGCUCGCAUCGGAAUUGCCGUCUGACUGUCGAUUCUGUGGCUUACGAAUGGUUCGGAAACAAAUUGAACAACACGAAACAACAUUGUGCCCCGUGAGACCAGUCACGUGUCGAUUCAGUGUCAUCGGUUGUCAGUGGUUUGGGAAGUGGAACCAACUUGAAGGGCACUUUAAGCAUUGCCCGUACAAAGACAAACCGAUUAGUGAAAUAGAACCUCUGCUGGUUACGGCUCUUCAUCAAAACCAAAUUUGGACAUCUGAAAGAAAUCAAUUUCCACGCGGAUUGCUUGCACAACUGGCCAAAUCAUCUGGAGGUUUGAAAGCAUUUCGUAGACAAAUUGCUGUGUCCCGUGAAGUACCAGGGACAGAAAGUUGUGAGGGGAGAGCCAUUUACCAGAGCACAAGCAAUCUGUUUCGUUGUUGUGGGUUGAAGCGCAUAACUGUGGAUGUUACGGUUGAUCAUAAGCAAGGUGAUUUGCACUAUUGUAUCAAAAGCAAAUGGGAACAAACUUCGGAAAUCUCAUUCCGUCUCUGUCUUGUUCAUUGUGGUGAUGUUGAAUUCGAUGUGAAUGACCAACUGCGUACGUUCAGAUUCAGCUCGAAUCAGAAAGAAAGUCCGACUUAUUCAACCAAACUGAUGUAUCAUCGCACUUUGGAGCUUUCCGAUCCAAUGCGAAAAACAUUGGAUCAAAUUUCAACAAACAACUCAUAUUAUGGUUUCCCGUUGGAAAAUUUGAAGAAUGCUUGCAAUCUUUUACUGGAAUUUAUUGUAUUCAAAGAUAGAACCGAUAUUUUGGAUAUGCACUUGGACGACCACAGCAAUGAUAAUAUAUCCGAAGCUGUCCACCUCAUGCCAGAGACAGCCGCAACCGAAAUUCCCGGUAGAGAAUCAUCUAGUCAACCUAAUAGCACAAAUAGCCUCUCACAAACUUUAGCAAGUUCAAGUCUCUCUUCGCCAGGUUACUGGAAUCAAAUCUCACAAACGCCCACAAACAGUUUCUUACGGUCUUUCCUAAAUCCAUUCCUGGCAAAUCAAGCCCACGGGAUAGGGAACAACAACUCCCCGGUAGUGAUCAGUUCAUUACCACAAUCCAUGCUACUCACUUUGACCAGUCUUUCACCGUCCGAUGCACGAAUUCGUCUGGUCGAAUUAGGCACUAUGGGAGAGUCAAUUCGAGAAGACACAGAAAAUGAGGAAUCCGAUGACAAUUCAUCUGUAGAGGACGAUAACACCAAUACUAGCGAAGAGACAGACACGACUGAAGAUUGUGACACUGAGAAUGAAAAUGACCCGGAUGAAACUGUUCGGACUGAGGAAUCUAAUAACAACGCUUUGGACAGUGCACCGGGUGAAGAAGACGAACAACUUUCAACAAACCACCGGGAAAGAAAAUCUAAGACUUCUGCGAAACCAGUUCAUGCAUCAAACUCAAAUCACGUAACAAUACCAUCCUCAUCAUCGGUGAAAACCGUAGCCUGUGUUGAAAGGCCACGUGCUAAUAAUCGGUAUAAUAAAUCCGCUCAGUUGUCAGAUCAGAGGACAAUCCUGCAACCAAAAAGACAAGCCAGAUGCACUCGAAAGCAACAAACAGAAUUAAAAAGGACGCCAAGCCUCACGAGAAAACCAAACAGAAACGGGAAUAUGAGUGUAUCAAAUCGCAUCGAGCGUCAACUGCUGAACAAUCCUUUGGAACAUUUGAUCAGUUCGAGCGGUAGGAAACGCGUAAGUACCAUAAAAGAAGACGAUUCCGCUAGACCGCGGUUACCCGAUUCUGAGGAUAGACCUAGUGAACCUAAAAGACCGGUUGAUGAAGAACGACUGGUGAUGAAUCCCGCUGCUCUACAACACAGUUCUCCACGAUGGUUAGGUAGAAUGGUGAGAAAAUUCACUAGAUUGGCACGCUUCUUCGUACGUUCACAUGUUGCAGCACCGCUUUCCUACCUCGUUCCGACAGAAUGUUCCCCAGAGGUACAUGCGUGUCACGGGGAUCAGUGUGGUUCGGAGACCCGUUUCAAUGACGCAUUUAUAGCACUAACUAAGCAAAGCACGAUCUGGUCACUACCGACAAAUGAGAACCCCGUUGGGAACGGGAACCUCGUUGACGGAUGUAAUCAAAGCAACGACAACUGCAAGGUAUUUUUACCGGUGGAUUCUUUACCACCAACAGUACGCUCACUUAGAGCGAAUAUAGGAACUGAAGUCGUCCAUUUAGCAAAAAGCAUGAUGAAAAGACAAGAUGAAAGUGUGAGAUCUGUUAGUGAGACGCCGAACGAAUAG
Echinostoma caproni is the source of this 2739-nucleotide messenger RNA. The record is from the annotation of a GenBank genome assembly. NCBI's taxonomy places the organism in Eukaryota, Metazoa, Platyhelminthes, Trematoda, Plagiorchiida, Echinostomatidae.